Triticum turgidum subsp. durum (durum wheat) is the source of this 789-nucleotide messenger RNA. NCBI's taxonomy places the organism in Eukaryota, Viridiplantae, Streptophyta, Magnoliopsida, Poales, Poaceae. The record is from the annotation of a GenBank genome assembly.
AUGGCGCGUCUCGCCACCAUCCUCAGCUUCGGGGACCACGCCGAGGAGGGCGCCGGCGCCUUCACGGAGCCGCAGGAGGACUACCAGCAAGAACACGACGACGACGACGACGCGGCGUCGGACGCCAGCGGCGACAGCUUCGAGUUCGCGUUCGCGCGGCCGCUGGCGCCGGCGGGCGGGGAGGCGCUGGCCGACGACCUCUUCGCGCACGGCCGCAUCCUCCCGGCCUACCCGGUCUUCCACCGCCGCCAGGCCCACGACGACGACGCCUCGGCCUCGGCCACCUCCGCGACGGCGCCGCCCUCGCCGGACACGUACUGCGCGUGGGCGCCGCGGUCCGCGCCGGGGUCGCCCGCGCGCGAACCGGCCGCCUUCCCCAAGAGCGCGUCCACGGGCACGGGCGAGGCCGCGCGCCGCUUCCGCCUGCGCGACAUCCUCGGCUCCGGCGGCCGCUCCCACAGCGACGGCAAGGAGAAGUUCCUCUUCCUCCAGCCGACUCCCGCCAAACCCAAGUCCAAGACGAGCGCAUUAUCCGCCGCGUCGGCUCCGGCCAACAAGAAGACUUCGCAGCAGAAGCAGGGCAAGAAGAAGGGCGCGGCCGCCGCUCCGACGGAGAUGGACAUGGCCACCGCGCACAGGCUCUUCUACAGCAAGCCCGGAGCCGCGGCCGGCCCCGGCGGCGAGAGGACGACGACGACGACGAAAAAGUCGUACCUGCCCUACCGGCCGGCCAUCGUCGGCUUCUUCGCCACCGCGCACGCGCUGCGCCCCAAGCACCACCCCUACUAG